This is a messenger RNA of Colletotrichum orchidophilum, 387 nucleotides long. RefSeq names its product MFS transporter. The coding region runs from base 1 to 387 and encodes 128 amino acids. Gene Ontology annotation, cellular component: membrane. The record is from RefSeq and is a predicted model, not a curated record. NCBI's taxonomy places the organism in Eukaryota, Fungi, Ascomycota, Sordariomycetes, Glomerellales, Glomerellaceae. The transcript has a single exon.
AUGUCUCCCUUUGUCCGCUACGUCCUCUCGGCAUUCCUCAGCAACCAUAUCCAUCUGAAGUUUGGCCAACGCGGCGUCGCCGUCAUCGCUCCCAUAUGCCACAUCGUCGCCUACAUCAACAUCUCCCAACACCCGCCCUACCCGGUGCUGGUCGCGGUGUUUGUCAGUUCCGGCUUGGGUAACGGUCUGAGUGGCGCCGGGUGGAACGCUUACAUUGGGAAUAUGGCAAGGGCGAACGAGAUCCUCGAUGUCUUGCAUGCUUCUUAUGGCGCCGGUGGCGUGAUUGCCCCGUCGAUUGCCACGACCAUUAUCAAUAAGGGCAACCUGGGUUGGUGGAUGUUUUACUAUGUCAUGGUGAGUCUCAAGCCCACUAUCCUUUACUCAUGA